Molecule: messenger RNA, 1383 nt
Organism: Nipponia nippon (crested ibis)
Lineage: Eukaryota; Metazoa; Chordata; Aves; Pelecaniformes; Threskiornithidae
Source: RefSeq, a predicted model, not a curated record
AUGCUCAGCUUCGCUACCGGGCAAACCUGCGAACGGGAAAGUGGCAGCCACGUCCCCCAGCCUGGGCAGAGGCCCCCAGGUCCCUGGGCGCUGGGCUGGGCGCUAGCAGCCGGGCAGGAGGGUCCUGAGCUGGGGCUGCUGGAGGAGGCGGCUGCUUCUAACAUCCCACAACGGUGUUGUAGCCAGCAGGAGCUGGCCGAGCUGGCACGUCGGGCUUCCCUUCGCCGCGGGUUUCUCGCGUUACGAGCCCACGGCGGGGAAGAGCCGGCGGGGAAUUCGAGCUGCGGCCGAUGUCGGGGGCGGCAGGACCCGCUCCCUCGGCCCUGCGGCGCCGGGCUAAGAAGGGGUCCCUCUUCUGCAGGUGCCGCGGACUCCUCCUCCGCCCCGCCGCUCGACAGGGACUCGCUGCAGCUGCCCGAAGGGCUCUCGGUGCUGCGGGUGGCCUACGGGGACGUGUCUCAGCUCGGAGUCUUCUGCACGGACCCCAUCCCCAAAGGAGUCCGCUUCGGCCCUUUCCAAGGCAAAGUGGUCAACACUAGCGAGAUCAAGACUUACGACGACAACUCGCUGAUGUGGGAGAUCUUUGAAUACGGGCGCCUGAGCCACUUCAUAGACGGGAGGGGCGCCUCUGGCAACUGGAUGUCCCUGGUGAACUGUGCCAGGUUCCCCGAGGAGCAGAAUUUGACGGCUAUCCAGUGCCAGGGGCAAAUCUUCUACGAGAGCUGCAAGGAAAUCUUACCGAAGCAGGAGCUGCUGGUGUGGUACGGCGACUGCUACGUGCAGUUCCUGGGCAUCCCCAUCAGCCUGAAGGGCAUGCCGGAGGGGAAGAGACCCCCGCAGCACCCCGAAGAAGCCGGGGAGAGCUUUAAGUGCGAUCGCUGCGGCAAGGUUUUUGCCUACAAGUACUACCGGGACAAGCACCUCAAGUACACUCGCUGCGUGGACCAGGGGGACCGCAAAUUUCCUUGUCACCUUUGCAACCGAUCCUUUGAAAAAAGAGACAGGCUGAGGAUCCAUAUUCUCCACGUUCACGAAAAGCACAGACCUCACAAGUGCUCCGUGUGUGGGAAGAGCUUUUCUCAGUCCUCCAGCCUGAACAAACACAUGAGGGUUCACUCCGGGGAGCGCCCCUAUAAAUGUGUCUACUGCAACAAGGCAUUCACGGCAUCCAGCAUCCUGCGCACUCACAUCCGCCAGCACUCGGGGGAGAAGCCCUUCAAGUGCAAGCACUGCGGCAAAGCCUUCGCCUCGCACGCAGCCCACGACAGCCACGUGCGCCGCACGCACAGCAAGGAGAAGGGCUGCACUUGCUCGGUGUGCGGCCAGCACUUCCCGGAGCAGGAGGAUUACCAUUUCCACAUGAAGAUUCACGCUGCUCAUUAG